UUUAAAGGUAAAGAUAAUAUAAUACUUGCUGGAAUGCUUUCAAAGUCGGAUGUCAUGCGUGAUUAUGGUACUGCAGCUUCUGACAGGUAUAAGCGGUAUAUAGUGGAUCCAAUUGACACCCAGAACAACACCGAAAGAAGUCUUCAGAAAAGAUUCAUUGGCAAUACGGAACAUAUGUUUUACCUAUCACCAAUAACCAAUAUCGAAAGCAAGUUUAUAUUAGAUUUGCCAUUCAACCAUCACAAUUACGAUGUCAAUCAAGAGCGUCCCCUCUUGGUCUUCUGGAACAAAGAAAAUGAGAAAUGGGAAGAUGUUGAAACAAACUGCAAGACACCAUCGGCCAUUGAUUACCGGAGAGGAACAAUGACAAUACAGGUAUGUGGCGAUAUCUUUCUCGUUGACAAGAGGCAUGAAGAGAGACAAAAACGGAGCGCUGCUGAAAAAGGACUAAUGCAAUCCCCUCGAAUGUUUGCUUUAAGAAAGGUAUCUAAGACCGUCCCAAAUAACCCGCCAUUCAUUACAACAACUGAAAUUCAGUACGAAGAAGAUGUAACAUCGUCAAAGUUAAUCAAAGUGGGUGAUCCAGAGAAUGACUCACUAUCUAUCAUAUUAAUCAAGUCACCAAUACAUGGAUCGGCAAACCUUACAACAGAUGGUGUUCUAACUUACCUAUCUCGCCGAGACUUCAAUGGAGAUGACGCCAUAACUGUAAGAGUCAGCGAAGUCAAUGUCACAUCUCCACUGAUACCUCUCCAAAUCGAAAAGAACAUCAUAAUAACAGUUCUUCCACAAAAUGAUGAACCUAUUUUGACAUUUAAACAACGAUAUCUUAACAUGAAUUGCACCAAAAACAACAUAACUUUGGAAGUUCUUUUGAAUGGAAAUGAAACUAGACAUAUCUUCUUUGGAUUUCUCAUAUUGGACGAUGUAGACAGCAAUGACACUGUACAUCUAGGGACUAAGCACAAUAGCACUUCUGGUAGUUAUUUCUUGCUUGAAAAACAAAGGGACAAUGAGGCGAUUGAUGGUCAUACCGGCAUUCAUAGGGAAUAUAGCAUCAAGCAACACAUACACAAGUCAUUCAGUGGCCUUGCAGAGUUUGCAGCCCGUGCCCAUGAUGAAUUUGAUGGAGGAAAAGUUUCUUUCAGCAAGGAAUUUAGGAUCAGCACUUACAUUCUAAUUAAUCCCUGUAUUCAUGGCCUUUGUGCAAAUACAAGCAAUGUUCCCUGCAUGGACAAAUCACGAGCUUUCAGUUUCGAGAAUUAUCGUUGUGAUUGUUAUCCAGGAUAUCGAGGUGAAUGGUGUCAGGAAGACAUCAAUGAGUGCAUUCCAAAUCCCUGUUCUGUAUUCUACGACUGUAACAAUUUAAUUGGACGGUAUAAUUGCACCUUGAAUGGAGCCAAAUCCUUUGGCCUGGCUGUAGGAUUCUUUGUUAUUAUGGCUACAGUUGUCCUUCUGAUAAGACGCUGUAUCCUGCAAAAGCGACCUCUGAACAACAAAAUCGCACCAAUCAAUAUCUGGGAUGAAACUAUGACUCGAGGGAACUCUGAGAUAAAUGAAUUUCCUCUAGAUAGGCUAACCGCUGAGCUGUCAACAGCACAACCGGCCAAAUCUGCCUCUACAGAAAAAAAUAACAAGCAUUUGUUUUUUAAACGAUACAAUCUGAUGGACACUGUAGGUCAUGAGGUAAAGGGUGGGUCAGAAAGUCUGCAUGAAAUUGAAAACGAUAAAGACUUCAAUACAGUCGAAAACCAGCGAAGUAGAAGAACUAGGUUGGUGGAGGAGGAGAUACAGACCAUGUUAGCACCCCUGUCAUCUUACAGUUCCUCUGUUGGAAAGAGUCUUCCGCCUCACCUACAGAAAGCGCACAUGGAGAAAAGCAGGAGUCACGACAGCCCAAAGUCCUCCCAGGCAUAA
Saccostrea echinata is the source of this 1917-nucleotide messenger RNA. RefSeq lists its product as uncharacterized. The coding region runs from base 34 to 1917 and encodes 627 amino acids. Lineage: Eukaryota; Metazoa; Mollusca; Bivalvia; Ostreida; Ostreidae. Gene Ontology annotation, molecular function: calcium ion binding. The transcript is spliced from 5 exons. The record is from RefSeq and is a predicted model, not a curated record.